ACCAAGUUAGGCGUGUGAAAGGACAUACAUACAUACAUAUAUAUGUAUAUAUGUACUGUAUAUUUAAAGAAUCAUGUUUAGAUAUAUAUCCCGCGCGUUGUACGCCGUGCAGAAUUCAUCAGUAAAUUAUAAUCGUAUUUUUAGUGCAGACUAUGAUACGACGAUUUUAAGUUUUUCCGCUGUGUGCACUGAAAAACACCUCAGCACAAACCCAGCCAGAUUAUGUGAAAAUACACACAAUUCUCCAAAUGCAGAUAAUGGUCCAGAUCCCACAAAAACAAAAAUAGUUAAAAAUCAACAAACCCAAGAUUCCAGUGAAGUCAACAAACUUGAUGAGUCAAAUCAUGGAGACAAUACUCAGAAGGAGGAUUCUAAGGGAAAAGUGGUUGCGGCCAAGAGUGGGAAGCAGAAUCUACUUGAUCUUCUGGGAGCUAUGAAGGUGGACGUCACCAGUAAGAGGAGGCUACAAAAUGUCAAACCUAAAUCUACACCUGUAGAAGAUAUGGAGAGCACCAUUAGCAUGUUUCAGAAGGCUUCAGAAGAUGCUUCAACACAGACACAAAGUUUGGAUCCAGAACUUCUCUCGGCUGCCUCUGCUGCUGCUUCCACUUUUCCUAAUCGCAUCCUGGCAGAAUCUGAGCUGCUCAAGCAGCUGAGGAAGCAUGAGGCCAUCACUGAGGCUCACAAGAAGGGUGACAUAAAUGAUCUCGGAGUGAUUAUAGCUGACAUGAAAGUGGGAAGAAAAAACAAUCGAGAAAAUGCUUGGCCAAGCAAUCAGAUCCGGUUCGAUGAUGAUGGGCAGGGCUACACACAAGGUGGAGGAAUCACUGCAGAACUGAACCGUGUUCGCAGAAAGAGGAAAUUGUUCACAGGUAGAAGACUAAACAUCUUCUCUUCAACGGCUAAUGAAGAUGAAGCAGUUUCAACAUUUGCUCGACCAACACUGUGGGACGCCGACUUUGCGGAACAGCUUGCUUCUGCUGCCAACCAAAUGCCCCGAAAUGCCUUUGAGGAAAUGAUCCAGUGGACCAAAGAGGGGAAAAUGUGGCAAUAUCCAAUUGAUAAUGAAGCAGGCCUGGAAGAGGAGGCAAGCAUUCCUUUCCAUGAGCAUGUCUUCCUGGAUAAGCACUUGGAGGAGGGCUUCCCUAAGCAAGGGCCAGUUAGGCACUUCAUGGAGUUAGUGGUGACUGGUUUAUCCAGAAAUCCCUAUCUGACCGUCCAGGAGAAGAAGGAGCACAUUUCCUGGUUCAGAGACUACUUCAAUCAAAAACAGGAUGUUCUCAAAGAGGCUGAAGGUUACGCAAAUUAAAAUUUUGAAAAAUUGGAUGUAAUUUCAAUACUUAUGAAAGCCACUCUUAUAUGUAAUAAAAUGAAAACGUGUGUGGUAAAGCUCCUGUAUUGUCAUAAUAUUUAGUCCGCAAUCCUCAUGUAUUUUUAUUGGAAAAUUCAGGUCUCUAAAAGGGGGAUAACAAAUAUUUGUGAGAGGUAACAGUCUGAAAAACGACCACAGAGGAAAGACUGUCAGCUACUGUAAGUGUGAGAAGUAUAAAAUGACAUGUUUUCAUUUGUAGUGGUAACAUCAUUAAAAUAACAUCGUUAAUGGAUGUUUGGUGAUUUGUCGGGAGGAUAAAUCGGUUGUUCCUCAAUGUUUUAAGGGCCUGUUGAGACCUGUCUGUCACUUUGAUUAAUGAUGUUUUUCUUGGCAGGCAGUGAAAUAGGUUUAUGUUGGCAUGUGGGCGUCUUGGACCUCGGCUGGUUUAAACUACACGUUUAAAUAGAACU
Messenger RNA from Corythoichthys intestinalis (scribbled pipefish), 1782 nucleotides. It is a transcript of the gene mrps31, whose product is annotated as mitochondrial ribosomal protein S31. Gene Ontology annotation, molecular function: structural constituent of ribosome. The transcript has 7 exons. Bases 74 to 1309 code for a protein of 411 amino acids. Lineage: Eukaryota; Metazoa; Chordata; Actinopteri; Syngnathiformes; Syngnathidae. The record is from RefSeq and is a predicted model, not a curated record. Gene Ontology annotation, cellular component: mitochondrial small ribosomal subunit.